AUGUCGACGGUACGGGACCCCGCGAUUGAGCCAAGCGACGUGGAAAGAACUGGAGAUGCGAAAAUCGCUGGAGACUCAUCCGAGCCGAUGGCCGAUGCCGAUGUCGCCGAAUUGGAAAAAGAUGGCGAACCGCCUCUGCCAUUCUCUAGAGCGCGGUGUAUAGCUCUCGUGGCUACGGUUACGGGCGCCAGCUUCCUAAACACACUUUCUAGUCAAGCCGUUGUUAUAAUCCUACCGACGAUUGGGAGGGAGAUCGGUAUUCCUGAGACCCGGCUGCAAUGGAUUGUGUCGGCAUAUGCUUUAACUUUCGGCACAUUCCUGUUAAUCUGGGGCCGUAUCGCCGAUAUAUAUGGAAAACGAGAUAUUUUCAUCUGGGGCAGCGCCUUCGUGGCUGCUACUUUGAUAGCUAACCCCUUCCUGCCAAAUGAAAUCGCUUUCGACCUUUUCAGGGGGCUGCAAGGUCUGGGAGCCGCAGCGAAUGUUCCUACGGCAAUUGGGAUAUUAGGUGUUACGUUUCCUCCGGGAAAGGCUAAGAAUUAUGCAUUUAGCGCUUAUGCUUCUGGAGCGCCAUUAGGGAGUGUCUUCGGAAACCUCCUUGCUGGUGGCAUUGCUUCAGCCACGAGUUGGAAAUGGGUGUUUGGCACUCUAGGAGCACUCGCUGCUGUGAUUACGGUUGCCGGCUAUUUCUUCAUUCCCCCACCGCCUCCUGCUUUGACCCCGGAGAGGAGAGGACUUGCGCUUCUUGAGCAUGUCGAUUGGCUGGGAGGAUUCCUUGUCACAGUCGGCCUUCUUGCUCUUCUGUUCGCUUUGACAGAGGGCAACGUCGUUGGCUGGAGCACUCCCUGGGUUCCAGUCUUAAUUGUUGUUUCAGUCCUUCUCCUAUGUGUUUUCUAUGUCUGGCAGUGGUAUCAAGAGAAUCGCACUACAAGGAGGCCGCUGAUCAAAGUUUCCAUAUUCAAGAACGGGAGGUUUUGCGCUGGCCUCCUGAUCAUGGCGCUUUUCUUCGCUAGCUUCAACAACUUCAUAGUCUAUGCGACUUACUUCUAUCAGAAUUACCAAGGUCUCAGCCCCCUCGACACCACCCUACGUUUCAUCGCAACAGGCGUCACAGGUACACUAGUGGCAUUCGUCGUCAGCCAUCUAAUCUCGCGUGUCCCAACAUGGAUUCUGCUCCUGUGCGCAAACGUGGCAAUGUCUGUUGCAUGUCUGCUGUUCGCUGUGCCGCUUCCUCGUGGAACCUCCUACUUUGCCUUUGGACUGCCAGCCUUCAUUCUGUCCGUAAUCGGCGCUGAUAUCACAUGGCCUUGUUUGACACUUUUCACAUCAAAGUCUCUUCCACAAGAAGAUCAAGCAAUAGGAGGGGGUCUCAUCAACGCCUCAGCCGGCGUUGGCAGAGCUAUCGGACUUGCUAUCGACACAGCUAUUCAGACGGCUGUGCUCGCUAGAGAAAGGGGUGUCUCUGUGGACAAGGCUGGCGAGAUCCAGGAAUGGGACGCGGCAUCCUUAGAGAGCAUUAGGGCGGCAGACUGGUUCAACUUUGCGCUCAGUCUCUUGUGCGUAGCGGUUGUCUGUCUUGCGUUUCGCGGAACAGGGAUUGUAGGGAAAAAGGAAGAACCGAAGAGGGAACCCCCUCAAGUCUUGAGAGAUGCUGAAAAAGCCGAUACCACGAAAUGA
Molecule: messenger RNA, 1674 nt
Organism: Xylaria bambusicola
Lineage: Eukaryota; Fungi; Ascomycota; Sordariomycetes; Xylariales; Xylariaceae
Product: major facilitator superfamily transporter
Exons: 4
Coding region: 1-1674 (557 amino acids)
Biological process (GO): transmembrane transport
Cellular component (GO): membrane
Molecular function (GO): transmembrane transporter activity
Source: RefSeq, a predicted model, not a curated record